AUGCUCCACUCAACCUUUAGCUCCGGCUGCUGUAAUGGCGUUUUUACAGCUAACGCCAAACCUCUAUUCUCCAUUAAAAACUCCAGCCCCCUCAGCCCCAGUCUCCUCAGCUCCAGUCCCCUCAGCUCCAGCCCCCUCAGCUCCAGCCCCUUCAGCCCCAGUCCCCUCAGCCCCAGCCCCCUCAGCUCCAGUCCCCUCAGCUCCAGCCCCCUCAGCUCCAGCCCCCUCAGCUCCAGCUCCCUCAGCUCCAGUCCCCUCAGCUCCAGUCCCCUCAGCUCCAGUCCCCUCAGCUCCAGUCCCCACAGCUCCAGCCCCCUCAGCUCCAGCCCCCUCAGCUCCAGCCUCCUCAGCCCCAGUCUCCUCAGCUCCAGCCCCCUCAGCUCCAGCCCCUUCAGCCCCAGUCCCCUCAGCCCCAGCCCCCUCAGCUCCAGUCCCCUCAGCUCCAGCCCCCUCAGCUCCAGCCUCCUCAGCCCCAGUCCCCUCAGCCCCAGCCCCCUCAGCUCCAGCCCUCAGCUCCAGUCCCCUCAGCUCCAGUCCCCUCAGCUCCAGUCCCCUCAGCUCCAGUCCCCUCAGCUCCAGCCCCCUCAGCCCUACUCCAGCCCCCUCAGCCCCAGUCCCCUCAGCCCCAGCCCCCUCAGCCCCAGUCUCCUCAGCCCCAGUCCCCUCAGCCCCAGCCCCCUCAGCUCCAGCCUCCUCAGCCCCAGUCCCCUCAGCCCCAGCCCCCUCAGCUCCAGCCUCCUCAGCCCCAGUCCCCUCAGCCCCAGCCCCCUCAGCUCCAGUCCCCUCAGCUCCAGCCCCCUCAGCUCCAGUCCCCUCAGCUCCAGCCCCCUCAGCCCCAGUCCCCUCAGCUCCAGCCCCCUCAGCUCCAGCCCCCUCAGCUCCAGCUCCCUUAGCUCCAGUCCCCUCAGCUCCAGUCCCCUCAGCUCCAGUCCCCUCAGCUCCAGUCCCCUCAGCUCCAGCCCCCUCAGCCCCAGUCCCCGCAGCUCCAGCCCCCUCAGCUCCAGCCCCCUCAGCCCUCUCUUCACCUCCUCGUUCCUCUUCCUCAUUAGUUUCUCGCGAGCGUCAUUUACAUGA
This is a messenger RNA of Knipowitschia caucasica, 1074 nucleotides long. The record is from the annotation of a GenBank genome assembly. Lineage: Eukaryota; Metazoa; Chordata; Actinopteri; Gobiiformes; Gobiidae.